AAUGACACAGUUUGAAAAUCAAGAUUACGAGUUUGCUGAUAUUAUCGAAAAAUGGUUCAACGACACUAUCAAUGCAAUCAACAGACGACAUAGGCCAUGUUCUUUGUUACUGGUCGGUGAAAAUCACGAAAGUAUGCUAAAUUGGGCUCGUAAUCUGGGACGUCAUAUCUUUUGGCAAGGCAGAAAAGAUCUCCGACAAUGGGAUCCAGAAGCCUAUUAUAUUAUUUUGGACAGUAUUGAAUGGAAUGAUAAAAAAGUCAGGGAGUUUAAACCUUAUAUUAAAUGUGAAUGGCAAUUUGGUGAUUGUGAUAGAUACAAGUGUAAAGUUGCUCAAUAUUAUGGUCCAAAGGCAUGUAUUAUUUUAACUAAUCAUUUUUACGAUCCGAUUAAGAGGAUUAAAGAUAAUAUUCUUUUAGAUACUAUUAAGCGUAACGUUGUUAGGAUAAUAAAAUCUUCUGAAAGGGAAGGUCUUCACCCAAAGAGAAUUCAAGGAAGUCUGUUAAUACAAUUGGAACUGUUUUGGGAACCACCUGAAGAACCACCUGAAGAACCGCCCGACGAACCGCCCGAAGAACCAUCCGAAGAACCGCCCGAAGAACCGCCCGAAGUACCAUUCGAAGUACUACUAGAAACUGAGAUUCCUAAUUUGGCGCAAUCACCUUUUAUGUCUGUAGCAAAAGAUCGAGUUUGA
Molecule: messenger RNA, 691 nt
Organism: Paraglomus brasilianum
Lineage: Eukaryota; Fungi; Glomeromycota; Glomeromycetes; Paraglomerales; Paraglomeraceae
Source: the annotation of a GenBank genome assembly